Messenger RNA from Meloidogyne enterolobii, 1131 nucleotides. NCBI's taxonomy places the organism in Eukaryota, Metazoa, Nematoda, Chromadorea, Rhabditida, Meloidogynidae. The record is from the annotation of a GenBank genome assembly.
UUUUUAACAAUCUUAAAAAUUAAUUGCAUUUACCAAUCGACAAUGCUUAAUACCUCUAGUACUACAACUGCGAAUGCCUCUUUGCCUACUAUGCAAGGGCCAACCGAAAAGUUGAAAUAUCCAUUGGUUUGUGUCACACCAUUUGGGACUAUUUCAAUCACCAUGGCGCAUAAUGUGAAUAUUGAAAUUAGUUUGGAUCGUUCUAUUCGUGUCGUAUGCUGGAAUAAGUUUGCGAUCUCAAGUACUCAUAAGGGCUCAAAGUCUGGGAUUCUCCAUCCAUUCGGGCACAUACUUCAGGAGGAAGAUAAAGUGUUCUGUUAUUUUUAUCCUGGCAAUGAUAGUAAUUUGGAGACGCCAACUAAAAGCGGCAUUGGAUUGCCAAAACCGAAUACUGAUACCAAUUGGAUUCGUACGAACCUGAGUAACCAUCCAAAAGUACCUGCUGAUUUUAUGGUUGGGAAUAUUGGUAUGCCAUUGAUUAAUGAUAAUGGAUUGGCUAAUACUCAAGAGGGAUCUGUUGUGAAUUUGGCGAAAAUGGCAAUUCUUGGUACUCAAGGCGUUCUUUUCUCCAUGUCUCAUUUGAAAGAUGCUUUUCUUGUUUCGGCUGCUGCCGCUCGUGGCACUUCUGCUCUCUCUAUGGAUCGUAUUCAAUUCCCAUCGUUGCGAUAUGAUUAUACUCUGCGCCAAUUUUAUGUUGACUCGCAAGUUUUUGGGUCCUAUAAUGAUUCGGCUGAAUAUCUUCCAAAAGUUUAUGCUUGCGAUGAUAUUGUUCACCGUGCAAGAUAUGAGGAGAAAAGUGGCAUGUUAUUUAGUGUCAGUAUUAAUGGUUUUCUGAUUCGUCAGAAGCUUGAUGGCGAUGUUGAAGUAUUUUGUCGUCCUCGCCAAAUUGUUUGUUCUCCAAGUCAGUCCACUAUCCAUCUUCGUGGGUCUAAUGUUGAAAUGGAAGUUCAGAGCGAUGAGAAAGCUUAUGUUAAGUGUGGAGCUAAGCGAGUUCACGUUUCGCGUAGUGGAAUGGUCGUUUCUGAUGGGAAUUGCACUACUUCGAUGGACCAUAUUGGGUUUGUUUCUUCUAUGAAAAUAUUCUUAAACGAUCAUCUCAAACCCCGGACAACAAGGAAAAUGUUGCCUUAA